This is a messenger RNA of Salvia miltiorrhiza (redroot sage), 1795 nucleotides long. Its product is annotated as choline monooxygenase, chloroplastic. The record is from RefSeq and is a predicted model, not a curated record. NCBI's taxonomy places the organism in Eukaryota, Viridiplantae, Streptophyta, Magnoliopsida, Lamiales, Lamiaceae. The transcript has 12 exons. The coding region runs from base 285 to 1610 and encodes 441 amino acids. Gene Ontology annotation, molecular function: iron ion binding; 2 iron, 2 sulfur cluster binding.
AAUAAUGUAUUUGUAGCCAAGCAACACCACUCGUCGCUCAAAAAAAAUAAAGCAACACCACUCACAAAGUCCAAAACCAAAUUAAAUCUGCACAGCAAUUGCUCAGACUCAAGUUUCCAUUUUCUGCUAGCUGUGCAAAUGCAUUUACGAUUUGAGAAUGUGCCUGGUUAAUUCUGAGUUCGGCAGUAUUAUUGCUAGUUGUCGGCGUCUUCUUGCUGAUUUUGAUAACGUUAUUGUUCGCAAAACUCGAGAGCAUCAAUCCGAGGAGCAUCACUUUAAUCGCCAUGGCUGUGAAGAUGCUGCUGCUGCAGAAGCUCCCUGCUUUCAACAGCGUGCCGGAACGAGCCCAGUUCAACUUCAUGAACAAACACAGUGAUCAAUCAAAAUCUUAUCUUGACAUAAGUCAUAGACGCCAUCGCUCUCGACAGAUUCACAACAACAGCAAUAGUGGUGGUUAUUCAAUUCAAGAAUUUAGGUGUGGAGAAGAAAUGAGUUCUAGCCGGAAAAUGGAAAGAUUGGUCGGAGAAUUCAACCCCGAAAUCCCUGUAGAAGAAGCAUUCACCCCACCAAGUAGCUGGUACACUGACCCUGAUUUCUAUGGUUUUGAGCUUGAUCGAGUCUUCUACACUGGAUGGCAAGCUGUAGGAUAUACUGAACAGAUCAAGGAACCUUGCAAUUAUUUUACUGGCAGAUUGGGGAAUAUCGAAUACAUUGUGUCUCGGGAUGAAGAAGGCACGUUACACGCUUUCCACAAUGUGUGCCGCCAUCAUGCAUCUCUGCUUGUUGCUGGAACAGGGAAAUCGUCUUGCUUUGCCUGUCCAUAUCAUGGUUGGACUUAUGGGUUGGACGGAUCACUUUUAAAGGCAACAAGAAUCACCGGAAUCAAGAACUUCAAAGCCAAUGAAAUGGGACUUGUGCCGCUUAAAGUUGCCAUUUGGGGGCCAUUCAUUUUGAUAAAUUUCGGAGUCACAUCAAAUGAUAGUCAUGAUUCCGAGGGCGUGGGCAAUGAAUGGCUAGGUGAUGCAGCACAGAUUCUGAGUGCCAAUGGAGUUGAUGCAUCUUUGCAAUAUGUCUGCAGACGUACGUACACGCUUGAAUGCAAUUGGAAGGUUUUCUGCGACAACUAUUUAGAUGGUGGUUAUCAUGUGCCAUACGCGCAUAAAGGUCUUGCUUCUGGCCUCCAGCUCGACUCGUAUUCUACCCGAAUGUAUGAGAAAGUCAGCGUCCAAAGCUGUGCCGGCAUUACCAAUGACUCGCAUGAAGAAAAUGAGAGACUGGGGGAAAAAGCUUUUUAUGCAUUUGUAUAUCCAAACUUCAUGAUUAAUAGGUAUGGGCCAUGGAUGGACACUAAUCUCGUACUACCUAUGGGACCUCGGAAAUGCCAAGUGAUUUUCGACUACUUCUUAGAGGCUUCUCUCGUGGGUGAUAGCGAUUUCAUCGGAGCGAGCUUACAAGACAGUGAAAGAGUGCAGGAAGAAGACACAACACUUUGUAAGGGCGUGCAACAAGGGCUGGAGUCUCCAGCAUAUAACAUGGGGCGAUACAGUCCAUCUAUUGAGAUGGCUAUGCAUCACUUCCAUUGUCUACUGCAUCAAAAUCUCUCUACAUGAAGCCUAAAAUGCAAUAUGCACCUUCACCUGCAAACCUAAAACUGAGCAACCAUGUUGUUUGCCUCAUGAGAUUAAUUGUAAUUUGUUACUAGAUAUGAAUUUGGAUUAUGAUAUGCGUAGCCAGGCACUCACAGAUCUUGUAACUAAAAGAAAUAGAACAUGGCAAAUAAAUGUUAAUUAUAUAC